Messenger RNA from Scomber scombrus (Atlantic mackerel), 3465 nucleotides. RefSeq names its product syndecan 2 (gene sdc2). Lineage: Eukaryota; Metazoa; Chordata; Actinopteri; Scombriformes; Scombridae. Gene Ontology annotation, cellular component: membrane; cell surface. The coding region runs from base 424 to 1062 and encodes 212 amino acids. Gene Ontology annotation, biological process: cell migration. The transcript is spliced from 5 exons. The record is from RefSeq and is a predicted model, not a curated record.
CGCGCUGAGGGAGAGGAGAGCGAGCGAGGUGUCUCGUGCGGAUUUCACUGACAAGGCGCGUGGAGGACUUUGCAAUUAAUCCUCGCUUAUUUGUAUAUAUUUAAAUAUAUAUAUAUAUAUAUAUAUAUAUAUAUAUAUAAUUUUUUGGGUCAGAUUUCCAAAAGAAAGAGAGAAAGAAAGAAAGAGAAAGAAGUGCCUGGAGAAGAGAGGUGGGGGAGGAAUAACCAAAACGCAACACGUAUCCGGUGGGAUCCCACUCCUGAGAGAGAGAGAAGCGGCUGGAGUUGGAGCGAAGGGUGCAACGAAAGAAGAGAGGGAGAAAGAAAGAAGAAGAAGGAGAAGAAGAAGAAGAAGAAGAAGAAGAAGGGGGGAAGCUUUGACAUUUCGCUCGUAACAACACGUUUGAAUUAAUAAAGCGGAAUAAUGAGGAACGUUUGGAUAAUUUUGACCCUCGGGCUGUCCGUCUUCCUCUCCGGGGAAAGGAUAGCAGAAGCAGCUAAGACUUCCUCUCAGGUUGAUGACUUGUACCUGGAUGACACAGGCUCAGGAGGUUACUACCCUGAAGAUGAUGAUGACUUUAACUCAGGGUCUGGCUCAGGUGGAGGUGAAGUAGAGAUUGUGGAAACGGUGACUGUCAGUAUGGUUUAUAUCGAGCCCAAUGCAGCAGAACCCACCCAGGACUCCACCAAAGAUUUCACCCCCCGGGUGGAGACAGCCACGGUCAGAGAAAAGGCCAGGACCAGCACACCCAAGAAACCAUUCAGAACAGAGGCACCAGUGCCAGUUACAGAGGACAUGCAGAGGAACCAGAUGACUAGUACGACUGGUGCCCCCGGCUCGCCCCAGGAGGUCCAGGUUCGCACUGAAAACCUCUUCCAGAGGACGGAGGUGUUGGCAGCCGUUAUUGCAGGUGGCGUGAUCGGCUUCCUGUUCGCCAUCUUCCUCAUCCUCCUCCUGGUCUACCGCAUGAGGAAGAAGGAUGAGGGCAGCUAUGACCUGGGAGAGAGGAAACCCUCCGGCGCAGCCUAUCAGAAGGCCCCAACCAAGGAGUUUUAUGCAUAAAAACCCUGCCCUCCCCGUCACCAGAUUGACAAAUCGCGAGUGACUGCCAAAAAACGCAGUCCAUGCAAAACAGUAAACCUGCUCAAACACAACAAGAAACAACAACAAAAUUUUACAAAGUUGAUUAAGGAAAAAUAGCAUAAAGGAAAGCUUUUGAAUAGAGUAUUGUAAUUAAGACCUUUUCUUUCUUCUUUUUAAAAAAAAAAUAUGAAAACCAAGCAUUUCUCGUUUUACGGCAAAUCUCAGUGUAUUUAAACAUUUUGUGUAUUAUUUGAAAAGGCUCAAGAAAAAACCCAAUGAAAACAGGAUCUGUAAAGGCGAGGAAGCUGAUCGCAUCUGUCUUCUGUCAAAGGAGCUUGUUUUUAGUCGCUGACUACUUUUAACUGUAGCAGUAUGUUAUUUGUAAAGAAAAACAUUUAAAAGUGGAAAUAAUUGAAUAUAAUUAUUCUGUAUCAAUCCUACUUUCAUUUUUUUCUUUUUAUUUUGUCUUAGCAUGUCUGAUGUUGAUCUCUAAAGGUGUAUUACAUUAAUUUAUCUUUUCUCUGAUGUUAAAAAAAAAAUGCCUUUGUAGUUUUGAUGAAGCUCUUUGGUCUUCAUAUUAAUGCUGUUAACGGUCAAUGUAAAUGUUCUCCCUUCAGGUUACAAUGUUUAUUUUUUGCUCUCACAUCAGUUUUUAGUCAAAACGUGAGCGUUUCAUUAUGUCUUGUUUUUAUUUGUUUUGUUUUAUUCUCAGUGUAGCCUUUUUUUCUCUCUCUCCAUUUUAUUUUCAUACCCAGGAAUUGGUCUUCAGAAGAUGACAAAAAAAGUGUGUCAGGGCUCGAGAAAAAUCACAAAUCUUGUUUCUUUUCUAUGUCUCUAUUUAAAUGCAUUCUCUUUCACAUUGCACAUUCACUGCUCUUGCUUCCCACUGCUGUCGUGCAGCUUGUAUGUAGUGUUUUGGGGUGAAGUUCCUUCUCUGUGGCUUGUGUUUUUUAAUUUUUUUUUUCCAGCCACCUCCCCACUGUGUCCCUCGAGUUUACUGACUGCACCGGCCCUCUGCUAGCACCCUUACAUCUCCUUUCCCCUCCUCCCUUUCUCUCUGUUUACACUAACCCUUUCUCACUCCCACCUUCUUUUUAGUCAGAUUGGAGCACGGCCAGUUGAGCUGUCAAUCCUGCCCCUCUAAACAGCACUCUCUUUUUCUCACUCAACUGUAUGCAGCCACCCGGGUGGCCUGCUGUUUUUGUCUGUGUCCUAGUGUUGAUGCUUUAGGCCCAAAGAUCUGCUCAGUGAAGGCCUGCUACUGCUCGGACACAAACAUGCCAGGCCUGGGCUGAAUCCCCACAUGCAGAGCAAAUACCUCUGCAGCAAACAACAGCAGAACCCCUCUCUACAAAAACUAGCAUGACUACCUAUUGAUGAAUAAGUCUGCACAGAAAAUGUAAGACUCCAGUGUUACAAUUAGUCUUUGACAAGACACUCACACUGAGGGCGAUUUGCGUUUUUUUAGUGGUCAGUGAAGGCAUUUCAAAAAAGCUUUAGUUGUGCUUGUGGUUUGCUGCCUGUUGAAAAAAUGUGGUUGUUUACCAGGUUUAAAACCUACACAAUGUUUCCAUGCCACUCUGUAUUCCCAAAUGAUUUCAAAUGAUUAAAACGCCGCAAAAUCGCAGCUGUGAAAUAGCUACAUCACAUGAAAGUAAAAGUCACAUGAUCAAAAGAUAUUGUCUGUCACCUUCUUAUUUUUAUGUCGGCAUUAACUUGGUCUGAAGAGACACGUGCGUUUUGUCCGGCCGGUUGUGAAGUUGCCUUUUUCAGCUGUACAGUAAUGUGAAGUAGAUAGGGUAGCUUGAUGCUGUCACAUCGUCUAAACUCCUAACAUCCCUCGUGUUCCUCUUCUCUCCUUUCAGUCUGAUCCUUUUGUUGUCCACUUCUAUCCUCUUUUUUUUUACCAUCUCUGUUAUCCUUUCAUAGGACCUACGGUACUGAACUAUACUGAAAACCCAAAGACACACAGUAUUUCUACUCCCACCAUCUUCUCAUACCCACCACCCUCUACCAUGGCCACAUCAUGUUGUUUCCUCUUUUUCUUCUUCACUCUUUUUUAGUUGUUUCUCUCUUUCUCUCUCUAUUAGAGACCUGACCUUUGAGUCCAAUUGCUUAUUAGUAUAUGAAAAGAUAUAUAAAUAUAUAUAAAUGUAUAUUCACAAAUGUUUUAAACCUUCAAAGUGCCUACCAUUUGGAGAUGUACUUGCUCAAGGUGAGCAUGUGGCGGGUGUGUACACAAAGGAGGGGUGUAAACGACUUGACUGGCAUUCUGUGUGCAUGGAUGACUGUAAUGGUAACUUUUUUUUAGUCUUACAAAAGCUGACAGUAUUGUAUCUAUAAGUUGAAACAACACUACUGAAUAAACAUUGUGGCCUAAUA